AUGAAUUUUGCUCAUGAAGUGGAUGCUAAACUCCAGAAGUUGAGGUAUGCAUAUUAUGCUGGAAUUUCUAAGUCAAGAUUGCCUCUUUUACCCAUACAAAAUGAUUUAGUUCCUGCUAAAAAUGAAAUUGUUCCCAGGAAGGAUAUGCCUAUUAAGAAAUUAACCCUUGAAGAAAUCCAAUAUAAACGGCAGAAUAAUCUUUGUUCUUAUUGUGAUGAAAAAUUUGUGAGGGGUCAUAAGUGUGCAAGGAAACAAAUCUUGUUGUUGGAUAUGGGUUAUAAUAGUUCUGAGGAAGAGGAAAUAGUUCAUGAAUUACAACAAAUUGAACAAGUGGAUGAGGUGAAUGCUUGUUGUAUCACAGCUUGUACUUUGUAUGGUACUCCUGCCCCUAUUUGUAUUAAGACUAUGAAACUCAUUGCUGUAAUUAAAAAUUGUCCUAUUGUGGUAUUAUUAGACUCUGGAAGUUCUCAUAAUAUCAUCGAUAUUGGCAUGGUUAAGAAGUUGGGUUGGAAGUUAGAUCAGUCUCUUAUUUGUGAUGUCAUGAUAGCUUAUGGCGAACAAGUUCAGAGUAAGGGUUGUUGUGCUGCAGUUCCUUUAGACAUCGGGACUUAUGUAUAUACCUCUGAUAUGCUUGCUUUGCCAUUAGGAGGCUGUGACAUUGUGUUAAGGGUUCAAUGGUUGAGAACUCUUGGUCCAAUCUUGUGGGACUUUGAGAGAUUAACUAUGAAGUUUUGGCAUGGGAAUGAGCAAAUUUGUUUGUUCAGUUCUAAGCCUCAGCCUCCACAGCCUGUUUCUUGUCAUCAGAUGGACAAGUUGUUGCAUUCAGGUUGUUAUGGUGUGAUUCUCUGUGCUAUAGAAUGUGAAAAUAUGACCAAACCUACAGAUGAUUUAUCCUCACCACAACAGCACGAAUUGCAAGCCUUGUUGGAUUAUUUUUCUGCAGUCUUUGGCACUCCAACUAUUCUGCCUCCUGUGAGAGAACAUGAUCAUCGGAUCCCACUGAUUUCUGGCUUGAAACCGCCAAGCAUUAGACCAUAUGCUUAUGGACCACUUCAAAAGUCAAAAAUUGAAAAGUGCGUCAAAAAGCUGCGGGGCUCUGGAUUUAUAAGGAACAGUCAUAGUCCUUUUUCUUCUCCUGUUUUGUUGGUUAAGAAGAAGGAUAGCACAUGGAGAAUGUGCAUGGAUUACAGGCAGUUAAUCAAGUUAACUAUAAAGGAUAAAUAUCCAAUUCCAGUUAUUGAUGAUAUGUUGGAUGAAUUGCAAUGGGCAAAUACUUCAUGGUCAGAUCAUUUGAGGCAUUUACAUACUGUUUUGGAAAUUUUGAAGCAUCAUCAACUUUUUGUCAAGAUGUCCAAGUGUGCCUUUGGAGUUUCUACUAUUGAAUAUUUAGGCCACAUCGUCUCUAGGCAAGGAGUUUCAGCUAAUCCUUUCAAAUUAAAUGCAGUUGCUGAUUGGCCUGUACCUACUUCUGUUAAAAGUUUGAGAGGAUUUUUGGGUCUCACAGGCUAUUAUCGAAAAUUUAUUCCUCACUAUGAUAGGAAAAGUUUCCCACUGACUCAGUUAACCAAGAAGGAUGGAUUUUUGUGGACUCCAGAGGCUACUACUGCCUUUCACAAACUCAAGGAACUCAUGUUAUCUCCCAGGGUUCUCACCUUGCCAGAUUUUACAAAACCUUUUAUCAUUGAGAGUAAUGCUUCUGGAUCUGGUAUAGGAGUUGUGUUACAACAGGAAGGCAGGCCUAUUGCUUUUACCAGCAAGACUCUAGGUCCUAGAAACCAAGCCCUUUCCACUUACGAGAGGGAAAUGAUGGCAAUUGUUCAUGCCAUCAAGAAGUGGCAUCAUUACUUACAAGGAAGACACUUUAUCAUUAAGACAAAUCACCAUAUGUGUGAGCUCUCGUCUCUCUCAACACUUCUUCCUAGUCUAUUCUCUUCCCUUCUAUGUUCUCCUCUUUAUCUUUUCUCCUCUUCUCUCCGUUUUAGUCCAGAUGAUUAA
Messenger RNA from Prunus persica (peach), 1995 nucleotides. RefSeq lists its product as uncharacterized. The record is from RefSeq and is a predicted model, not a curated record. NCBI's taxonomy places the organism in Eukaryota, Viridiplantae, Streptophyta, Magnoliopsida, Rosales, Rosaceae. Gene Ontology annotation, biological process: proteolysis. The coding region runs from base 1 to 1995 and encodes 664 amino acids. Gene Ontology annotation, molecular function: aspartic-type endopeptidase activity. The transcript has 2 exons.